Messenger RNA from Echinostoma caproni, 636 nucleotides. NCBI's taxonomy places the organism in Eukaryota, Metazoa, Platyhelminthes, Trematoda, Plagiorchiida, Echinostomatidae. The record is from the annotation of a GenBank genome assembly.
AUGCUACACGUAGACCUACCCACGAAAGAUAUCCAAAAAUUCCAAGGGGAUCCCUCGAAACAUUGGUCAUUCAUGCACUGUUUCUCGAUCUCGGUGGGUUGCCUCCCAAUGGUCGAUGAUGCAAUGUUGGUCUAUCUCAUUCAGUUUUGUGAAGGACCAACAAAGGAAGCCAUUAAAGAUUUUGUGAUGUUAGAUGGUCAGGAGGGUUACCAAAGAGCCAAAGAACCAUUGAAGAAGCGUUUCGGGCAAAACCACAUGAUUGCUCGUGCUGUCAUAAACCGUACUACCGAUGGAGCACCUAUUACCAUCAAUGACAACUUGAGUCUGAUGACGAUGGCUCAACAGAUGAGGAUAUGCGAGACCAUACUAACGCAAUUAAAUGACGAGUCUGACAUGACUGCUUUAAGGAUGUUGAAGUAUCCGACGAUUACCAAGGGCUUUCAACUCAAAUGGGCUAAAGUAGCCACAAAUUUGACAUCAGAACAAGGUGAACGCCGUUUCACCCACCUCUGUGCAUUUAUCGAACGUCAAUCCGAAAUAAAGAACUCAAACUUUGGUGUUCUGGUUACCAGUUAUUCAUCACCUAAGAAGCAAAGGAACUUAGGGUCCGAGACUGGUCGUAAAUCAGAAGAGUGA